AUGGAUGCAGGUAUCUGUAAAAAGGCAAAAGUUGAUGAUGGAUUGCAAUUAACUAAAGAUAUUGGAAGUGGUGCUCCUGUAUAUUUAGAAGAAGUACAAGACACAGAAGGCAGUACUACUCUCUUGUUUUCUCUAACAGAAAAAGUUGGAGCUCUAGCCGAAGCUUUAUCGAUAUUUGAUACUCAUCGAGUAAAUCUACAUCAUAUUGAGUCUCGACCAUCAGUAGAAGAUAGUGAAAAUUAUCAGUUCUUUGUCGCAUGUGAUAAUCAGAGAGGUGGUCUGAAAGAAGCAAUAGUUGCUUUGAAACAGAAAUGUAAAGAUUUGACCAUUUUAUCACGUAACCCUGGGGAACAGAAGAAUGAAGUCUUUACUCUAGUACCAUGGUUUCCGAGGAAAAUUGCUGAUUUAGAUAGAUUUGCUAACCAAAUAUUGAGUUAUGGUUCAGAACUGGAUUCAGAUCACCCUGGUUUUACAGAUUCAGUUUACAGAGCAAGAAGAAAGGAGUUUGCUGAUAUUGCCUUUCAUUAUAAACAUGGACAACCUAUUCCUCGAGUUGAAUAUACCCAAGAUGAGAUUAAAACAUGGGGAACUAUCUUCAAUGAAUUAACCAAACUAUACCCUACGCGUGCCUGUCGUGAAUAUAAUCAUGUUUUCCCACUACUUGUUGAUAACUGUGGUUUUAGAGAGGAUAACAUACCCCAACUAGAAGAUAUUUCAGAGUUUCUAAAAGAUUGUACAGGAUUUUCAUUGAGACCAGUAGCUGGACUGCUGUCAUCUCGAGAUUUCUUGGCUGGACUUGCAUUUCGUGUAUUUCAUUCUACCCAAUAUAUUCGUCAUGGAUCUAAACCAAUGUAUACACCAGAACCUGAUAUUUGUCACGAAUUGUUAGGACAUGCCCCUUUAUUGGCUGAUCCAGCUUUCGCUCAAUUUUCUCAAGAAAUCGGUUUGGCUAGUCUUGGGGCUCCGGAGGACUAUAUUCAAAACCUGGCUACUCUAUUCUGGUUUACUGUUGAAUUUGGUCUCUGUCGACAAGAAGGACAACUGAAAGCUUAUGGAGCUGGUCUCUUAUCGUCUUUUGGAGAACUUCAGUACUGUAUCUCUGAUAAACCUGAGAAAAGGGAAUUUGAUCCAACAAUUACAGCUGAACAGAAAUAUCCAGUAACUGAAUACCAACCAGUGUACUUUGUUGCUGACAGCUUUGAAUCAGCUAAAGUAAAAUUAAGAAAUUAUGCAUGUACCAUUCCAAGAGCAUUUAGUGUACGUUAUAACCCAUAUACACAGAAUGUUGAUGUCAUCAAUAAUAAACAACAAAUUGUCAACCUUACCAAAGUAAUCAAGGGUGAUAUAGACUUGUUGGAGGAAGCUCUUGUGAAGUGUAGAAAUAUUCCUGCACAUUAA
Lottia gigantea (owl limpet) is the source of this 1398-nucleotide messenger RNA. RefSeq lists its product as hypothetical. Gene Ontology annotation, molecular function: phenylalanine 4-monooxygenase activity; iron ion binding. The record is from RefSeq and is a predicted model, not a curated record. The transcript is spliced from 13 exons. Lineage: Eukaryota; Metazoa; Mollusca; Gastropoda; Lottiidae. Bases 1 to 1398 code for a protein of 465 amino acids. Gene Ontology annotation, biological process: L-tyrosine biosynthetic process; L-phenylalanine catabolic process.